Molecule: messenger RNA, 2653 nt
Organism: Ichthyophthirius multifiliis
Lineage: Eukaryota; Ciliophora; Oligohymenophorea; Hymenostomatida
Exons: 4
Cellular component (GO): cytoskeleton
Source: RefSeq, a predicted model, not a curated record
AAAUUUUUAAUCUCAUGUCAUAAGAAAUUUUAAAUUAAUAAGUUUUAUAAAUCUAAGAUAUAGAGUAAUAUCUAACUGACCCUAAUAUAGUUUCUAAAAUAGAUAAUGAUUAUAAUGAAUUAUUAAAUGAUUUAAAUUAUAAUCCAGAAUUAUCAGAUUUUAAAUUAUAAUAUGAAUCUUUGUAUAACGCUUUAAAAUAAUCAUUAAAUACAGAAUAAGGAUCAAUAAGAAGAAUAAAAGAUAAUAAUUAUGAACUUAUAUUAAAUUAGUCUAAAAUAGAUGGUAUUGUAAAAACUAUAUAAUCUAGUGAAGAAAAUCUUGAAUAGGCAUAAAAGGAAUUAGAUGAAAAAAAAAAAAUAUUGAAUAAUAUAAAAUGUAGAAAAUAUAAAUUCAAUAAAAAAUAGAAUAAGCAUAAAUAGAAUUAACUAAUCUUAAUAAAAAAACUGAUUAAAGACUUGAAGAAGUAGAAUUAAACAAUGAAGUUAUUUUAUAAAAUUUAUAAAAAUAAAAAUAAGAAUUACAAAAAAUUAGUGAAUAAUUAUCAAAUAAAAUUAAAUUCAUUCGAAAUGAAAAUGAACAUUAUUAAAAUGAACUUUAAUCAGAUGAAUUAAGAAAUGGCGAAUAUUAAUAAUAAUUAAUAGAUUUAAAUUAAUAAAUAUUAGAUAUUAAGGACUAAACGUUAAAAUAAGAACAAAAAAAGGCUAGUUUAUAUAAAGAAAUGGAAGAAAUUCGAUAAAGUAUAGAUUUAUCAAAAGAAGAAUUAUCUAAAAAAUAAGAUAUUAUCAAAGAUAAUAAAAAACAAUAUGAAUAAAUAUCAAAAUUAAUAACUAAAUAAAGAUUUUAGAAGAACGAAAAUACUGAUACCAUAAAGAAUCUUAAAAUUUAAAAACCUUAAUGCGAGAAAGAAUUAGAGAGUUAAAAAUAGUAAUUAGAAUUGAUAAAUGGAAAUAUAUAAAAAUAACAAUAGGAUAAACUGUAAUAUUCAGAAUAAAUUUAAAUGAAAUAGAAAUAAGUGAAAGAAUUUAAAAAAGAAUAUGACAUUUUAAGUAAGAAAAAGAAUUAAAUUAUUAUGGAAAAGGAAAUUCUGGAAAAGAAAAAAGAUGAAAUGUUCGAACUGGAAAAAAUCGAAGGUGAAAGCCUAGAAAUUUUUAAGAAAAAAUACGAAGAAAUCAAAGAUGAAAUCCAGCUUAAAAAUAAAGAAAGACAAAUUAAUAAUUAUCAAUUAAAAAAAGCUGAAAACGAACAACAUGAUGUGGAUGAGAGUAUUAUUUAUUAAUUAAAUAAACUUAAAAAAAUUGAAAAUUAAAUCCUUGGGUACGAAUCUGAAAAUGAAAAAUUAAGAAAAAUUGUCACAUAAUUACAAAAAGAAUAGGAAAAAUAUGGUAUAGAAGCAUCUUAGGCUCAUGCAAAAUAUUAUUAAACUUGCGAAGAGGUUAAAAUUAAAAUUAAUUAAAUUGCGGAAUAAAAGUAGAAAAAUUAAGCAAUUUUGUCAAAGUUGAAACAUUAGUAACAUUUAUAUGAAGCAGUUAGGUCUGAUAGGAAUUUAUAUUCUAAGAAUUUAUUGGAUUGUAUGAAGGAAUUGGAUGAAUUGGAAGAAAAAAAGAAAAGAAAUAAAUAAUAGGUUGAUUAAUAUAAAGAAGAAAUUAGAUAAAAAGAUAAUGAAUUAAUCAAUUUGGACUUUGACUAUAAUAAAAUUAUUGAAGAGAAUAAAAAAACAGAAAUGGAAAAAGAAAGAGUAUAAAAAGCUAUUAAUUCGACUGAAGAAGUCAUUAAAAGUCAAGAAGAACAUAUUUCUAAACUUAAAUUUUAGAUUUAAGAUUUAAAAGUGAAGAAAUAAAAACAUUAAAAAGAUCUAGAAAUGGUUUUGGGAGAAAGAGAUAUUUUAGGAACUUAAUUAAUAAAAAGAAAUUAAGAAUUAAAUAUAUUAGAAGAAAAAAUAAAACUUUUAUAGAGUAAUCUUUGUAAAGGAGAAAUUUAUUAUAAAGAAAAAUAAGAUGAACUUUCAGAUUUAAAGAAUACACUUUCUUCACUUAUAAAUGAACUAAAGGCAACUGAGGAAUAAAUUUUGUGUAUUCCAGAUUUUAAGAAUGAAAUAAAUUCUUUGUAGAAAGAUAUAUUAGCAGAGCAAACAAAAAUAAAAGCUCUAUAAGAUGAAUUAGAUAAUCCUUUAAAUGUACAUAGAUGGAGAAAAUUGGAAGUAACAAAUUAUGAAAGUUAUGAAAAGAUUCUAUAAAUUUAGAGUUUAUAAAGAAAACUUAUAGCAAAAACCGAAGAAGUAGAAUAAAAGGAAAAAAUUAUAAAAGAAAAAGAAAAAUUAUUCAUAGAAUUAAAGAAUAUACUAGCCAGAUAGCCUGGGCAAGAAAUACAUUAAUAAUUAGUAUAAUAUAAAAAAAGUCUUAAAGAAAAAGUAGGGUAGAUGAAAAAAAUGCUAGGAGAAUUAAAAGAUGCAAAAGAAUAAAGUGAUAUAUUAAAAUAUGAAAAUAAAAGACUAAAUGAAUAGUUAUAAGAUAUAAAAAAAAAAUAUAUUAAAAGAAGAAAAGAAGAAGAUAAAGACGAAUUUUUAGCAUUAAAAAAUUAAGAAAAUAUUAUUGAUAAUAAUAAUAAAUUCAAUAAUAAUAUUAUAUUUAACAGUUAAGAAUAGAAAUAAGCUUGA